Molecule: messenger RNA, 927 nt
Organism: Aspergillus nidulans FGSC A4
Lineage: Eukaryota; Fungi; Ascomycota; Eurotiomycetes; Eurotiales; Aspergillaceae
Product: AN1-type zinc finger protein
Exons: 1
Coding region: 1-927 (308 amino acids)
Molecular function (GO): zinc ion binding
Source: RefSeq, a predicted model, not a curated record
AUGUCGCCUAUAUCCGUCGGCCGAGGCAGCGGCGCUUCCGAGUCUUUCACUCAACUAGCUGAUGCAGAUCUCGAAUCCAUAGGCCGCCACUGCGAAUACUCGUACUGCAACCAGCUCGACUUCCUUCCCUUUAGAUGUAUGUCCUGUCGAGGGACGUUCUGUCUGGAUCACAGGACUGAGACUGCACAUCGCUGCCCAAACGAAGGCGAAUGGGCGCGCCGUCGAGACGGUUCCGCAUCCGCAACCAGCACGCCGACGCAGAAACCUACUAUUUACAACUCUGAUCAGUGCGCGCAUGUCUCGUGCAAGACUUUAAUAAAUACGCUCAAGGAUCCCGGUGUUAAAUGUCCGGAAUGCAAGCGCGAAUACUGCUUAAGACACAGGUUGAAAGAAGAGCAUGACUGCGCCAAGAUUGCCCCGCGAUCAGGCACCGGCGGUGCCGCCACUCCAAACGAAACGGUCCGCUCAAUGUUUGCAAAGGUCCGAUUGUGGGGGAAGGAUAAGAGUCAGGCAGCAGCAGCUGCCGCCGCUGCGGCGAGACCAAAACCAAAGGCGAAUAGUCCUGCUGCACGAAUGGUCGCGGUAAAUGCUAUGAAGAAAGCGGCCAAGGGCGACGCGAGCGUCCCUGCUGAUAAGCGGAUAUAUCUGCAUGUUGUUGGGACCUCAGAAACGCAAGGGACAGAUCCGCCGAAUGGCGAUUUUUGGUUUGAUUCUCGGUGGAAAGUGGGUAGAAUCUUGGACGAUGCCGCGAGACGAUUAGGCGUUGAAAAUCUGAAUAACCGAGUUGGAGAGGAGGCGCGGUUACGGAUCUUUCAUGUGGAGAGCGGGGAUUUCCUAGAGUUCUCCGAUACUCUUGGAGGUGGGAAAGUCAAGACGGGCGAUACGAUCGUGAUGCUGAGGGGAGCCGGGGUGAUUCUUGGGAAGUGA